Oncorhynchus kisutch (coho salmon) is the source of this 2213-nucleotide messenger RNA. Its product is annotated as E3 ubiquitin-protein ligase TRIM39. The record is from RefSeq and is a predicted model, not a curated record. The transcript is spliced from 5 exons. Bases 269 to 985 code for a protein of 238 amino acids. NCBI's taxonomy places the organism in Eukaryota, Metazoa, Chordata, Actinopteri, Salmoniformes, Salmonidae.
UACUAUGGACACACUCCAUGAGCCCCACCUCUAAGCCACACUACAGCAGAGAGUCAAAAGUUCAGAAGGGUAAAGUCCCAGAUACGGUAGCACAUUAGUCACUAUAAAGGACUCUAACUCACUACAACUAACUUACUACAACUUCAAGACUCACAGCAUCUACUGAAGAGCAAGACAAUAUCAUCAACACUAAGAUUUAAACAACACUGAAGUCAAGGUCUGCUUCCUUCAGAGGCUAUUAGAAGGAAGUGACUGAUUUCAUUACAAAAUGGCUUCUGGUUCAUCUUUCCGAGAGGAGGAUCUCUCCUGUCCUGUGUGCCGUGACAUCUUCAAGAAUCCCGUUCUAGUGCCGUGUGGCCACAGUUUCUGUGAAACCUGUCUGCGGGAAACUUGGAAACAAAGGGAAUGUCCGGUCUGCAGGAGAAAAUGUUCCAAAGACUGGUAUCCUCCUAACCUUUCUCUAGAGAGCCUGUGUGAGGCCUUCUCACAGUCACAUACAGGUAGUCAGAAAUCAACAAGCAAGAUAAGCUCUGCACUCUGCGGUCUGCAUGGAGAGACACUGGAUCUGGAGGACAAACAGCCUGUCUGUUUGGUGUGGCAGGAUACAAGACAACGUAACCACAAACCGCUAGCUGAGGCUGUACAGGAUCAUAAGGAGGAGCUCCAGACUGCCCUGAAGCCCUUACAGGCGAAACUGGAAGUCUGUAAUAAAGUUAAACUAAGGUGUGAUCAAACAGCUUGGCAUAUUAAGAACCAGGCCCAGAACACAGAGAGGCAGAUUAAGGAAGAGUUUCAGAAGCUUCACCGGUUUCUACGAGAGGAGGAGGAGGCCAGUAUAGCGACACUGAGGGAGGAAGAGGAGCAGAAGAGUCAGACGAUGAAGGAGAAGAUUGAAGAGAUGAACAGACAGAACUACAAGGCCACAGUGAAAAGGUCCUGUGAUUCUGGACCCAAACACCGCUUACCGAUAUUUUGUCCUGUCUGAGGAUCUGACCAGUCUAAGAUUCUGUGCGAGUCAGCAGCUUCCUGACAACCCAGAGAGGUUUGAUUACAAUGCAUUGGUCCUGGGCUCCGAGGGCUUUAACUCAGGGACACACAGCUGGGACGUUGAGGUUGGGGACAGCACAGUCUGGUCCGUGGGUGUCGUACAAGAGUCUGCCCAGAGGAAGGGAAACAUGAAGCCUGAAAGGUGGAUUGUGUAUUAUAGUGGAGGUAAAUACAGAGCAUGCCCCACAUCAGGGCCAGGUGUUCCCAUCACAAUGAGACCAAAACCCCAGAGGAUCAGAGUGCUGCUGGACAGGGACCGAGGACAGCUGUCAUUCUCUGACCCUGAUAAUAACACAAACCUGCACACAUUCACACACACCUUUACUGAGCAAGUCUUUCCAGCCGUGGGUCACGUCUCUAAAGUUCACCGUCUGAGGAUCGUACCAGGGAAGAUCUCUAUAAAGAUGGAGUACUCUCAAAAACGUCUGUAGAGUCCGAACGGUUCGGCUUACAAACUAUUAUGACGCCUCUAUGGAAAGAUGAGACUCUCAUGAACAUGUACAUGUCGGUUGUUUUCCUCACAAGACUCAUCUAAAGGUCCCCCUGUAGAAGUUUUUGUUUUAAUUAUGGAAGUACAAUGCCUUCGGAAGUAUUCAGACCCCUUGACUUCUUCUAUAUUUUGAUACGUUACAGCCUUACUCUAAAGUCAAUUUAAUAAAUAAAAAUUCUCAAUUCUCUAGGGAACAAACUUCCUUAGGAAUGUUUUGGGAAACUAUCUGUUAUUCAAUGUGUUUCUAUGGGCUAAUAGCUGUAAGGUCUAUCUGUUAUUAGCAGUAAGGACUAUCUAUUGUUCCACGUAGUGAAUCUGUUAUUCAAUGUGUUUUAAUUGGCUAAUAGCAUUAAAGGCCAAGUUCAAAUUUUUCAUCAAAUAUAUAUUUUUUUAAAUGUUUUCUUUUGAUACUUCAAGGAGUCUUAAAAUUCUAAAUGAAAUAAAACACCGACCGGUGACGUUUCAACUAACCCUAACUUAUCUACGUAGGGUUAAGGUUAGAGCUAGUGUUAUAGGGUUAGUUGAAAUGUUACUGAAUGUUACUGAUAGUCUGUAAAUAGUCUUCAUCUACAAGAUGGCCCUAUGAAAAUUGAAAGUGUUGACCCCUAUUUACUGGGGUUGAACCAAUGCAUUUUCAUGUAGUAGCUAUUUUGGUAAUAAACAGUCAUACAUUCUA